UACAUCAAAACAGUAUACAUAUUUUUUUGGUCAUUUCAAAAUGCGCUUUUAUCUUCUAUACAAAAAUCAUGGCCUCUACGAUCCAGUCUUGGAUGACACGGAAGAUUAUUAUGUACCGAUAACAGAAGAAGACCUGCAAACGUCUAAUAUUUCUGGACAAACCUAUACUAUAAAUUAUGCGGACAGACAAAAUGUGGAAAACAAUUAUGGUGCUAACGUUACAAAAUCAGAUACUAAAUUCGAAGAUCAAAUGAAAUCAAAUUUAAAAGAUGUAUUCCUACAUAUUAACGUGGACGAUCUACCACCUUCAGCCAGAUUUAAGCUACCUGUUUCUGAUGAAUAUGACCCCGAAGGUAGGAAAAUGUCGAAAUUACAGAGAUUAUAUCAGAAUUUAUUGAAUAUUGAUCUUAAAAAAGUAUCCCAACAAAUAAGACUAGAAGAAAACAAAACUGUCAGACAUACAGAUGACAUUAGACAAGAUAUAAAUAGAGAAAUUGCAAAAGAAAUAUUAAGACAAAAUGAAAUGACCAAAAAAGAUUCUAUAUAUACUGAAAAUAAUAAGCAAGAAUGGGAUAUAAUAAGAGAAACGGCCACAGAUAUUGUUGAAAAAAGUAUAAAUAAGGCGUUGUCGAUUGCGAAAAUGAAACAAAAUACUAAAAUCGAAAAAAAUGUUGAGUUCGAAAAUACUGAAAUUAAAAUGCAUAAAGAAUCAAAAGAUAUAGAGGCUUUAAAAGAAUCAAAGGUUGAAAAGGUAGAAAACAAAACAGAGCUAAUCCAAGAAGUGCGAAUAAAAGACACUAACGAAAAGAAAACAACCUAUGAGAAAAAAGAACUGAAAAAGGUAACUUUUAAUGAAGAUGUAAUAGAAGACAAGAGUUACGAAGAGAGUCAAAAUGAAGAAACAAUUAACAUUGAAAGUGACUCUAGGUUAACAGCGGAAAAAAGAAAAUUAUUAACGAGACAAGACAUAGAAGAAGCUAUAAAACCAGGCACCGUUCGUGAUAGAACUGAAAUAUUUAAUAAACACAAUAUAAUAAACGACGUCAAUAAAUCUGAUAAAUACGAAAAAACAUAUAUUAAAGAAUCGGAACAAUUAUCAAAAAAAAUGAAACGAGCAACAGACGAUACUACAUCUAACAUCAAAAUGGCACAACAGAGAGUAUUUAAUGUUGGAGCACAAACUAUAAAUAAUAUUCGGCGAGCAACGUACCCUACAUUUGUAAACAGUUUAUUAAAAUCAUUUUUCUCACAUAUUACCAAAGUUAUGAUUAGAUUAUCUAAAUAUGUAAGAUUAAGGCCUCUACCAUAUUUCACUAAAACAGAAGAGAAACAAUCUAGCGAACGAAGUAAAGCAAUCAAAGAGAAUGUUUUUUCUAAAGAAGGACAAUUAAUUAUAAAGAGUAAACUAUCUGGGGCUAAAAUAGCUCAAAUAGAAGGAAUGAAACCUGAGGAACUAACUAAGAAAAUGAAUAUUGUUAUAUUGGAACUUCAGAGAAAGUCGGGAAUAGAAGAAGAAUUAGAUAAAAAAGAUUAUGUUCAUAUGGAUUUCGACGAAAAAAGUUUUAAUGAAAUGGAUUUUAGCAAAGAAGGUUUAGAUAAAAAAGGUUUUGUUAAAAUGGUAUACAAUAAAGAUAAAAAACAAUUUGUCGAAACGGAUUUCGACGAAAAAGAUUUUAACGAAAUGGGAUUCGAUAAAGACUUCGAAUACGACGGAAGUAGAAAUAAAAGUGAUGUAGGAGACGAUACCCAAGGCAUGUUUUACCAAAGCUAUACACGUUGUGAUAACAAACAGAACAAUUAUCAAACUUACGAGACAACCAAAACUCAAUCAAUGGAAAUUAGAGAAAUGAAAACUAAAAAACGUUGCUCUGAAUACAAAACGACAAAAAUUGAUUCAAACGUUUGUAAUGAGCAGAAUGUAAUGAGAAAUGAUGAUGGCAAUAUAAUUUACAUAGCAAUAGUAGAAUCGCAUGUUUAUACGAACAGAGAUGCUAUUUUCGAAGAGCAUUUACGGCGAAUGUCAGAAAGUAAAAGUGUUAUCGAAAAAACUGAAUUAAACAAACUAAGUGAUUUAUUAGAAACGACAGAUAAAUUGAAUGUCUAUGUUGCACUUGAUGACACUCGUAAGCUAUCAUUCGCAAGUGAUACUAUGAUACCUGUUGAUCAUUCGCCAUUGAAUGAAUUUGAAACUCAAUCGAUAAAAUAUAUAAGAAGCGCUACUGAUUUAGAAAACGUAGCGAAGAAAAUUGCAGUACAAAAUAUAACGCAAAUUAUCGAACCGCUACUUCAUAUGGAGAACAAACAACAUAUAAGUAACAAACAAGCCCACGCGGUACUUGAAAUGCCGGUAAUAUCGAUAGCUGAAACGACAGACGUCUCAACGGAAGAAAAACAAGCUUAUUUUCAGGCGCAAGUGUUCGUAUCACAAAAAUCUUACAUGUCAGUUGAAGAACCUUGCAAACCGGUUAUUGAAAUAACAGAAAUUGACGUUGACGAAGACGAAAGUGCAGUUAUCGAAGAAUCACAAAUUAAAGUGGAGCUACCGGAAGCUACAAUCGAAACACCAGUGAAAUCCAUUGCUGAGAUUUCGGAAGUAAUAACAAAAGAAGAUGAUAUAGUUGAAAUUGCCGUUACUAAGCCGAAUACAGUUGAAGUGCACCCUAUUUUAGAUAUUACUGCAAAGACCGUCGCAGUUACCUCUGAAGUUCUUUCCCAUGAAGCCAGCGUAGAACUCUUCGAUGUACCUAAGACUGCUGCUAAAACUUCGGACACUGUUAUGGAAAAAACUUCAAUGUCAGUAGCAGAGACUACAACAACUUCUCCAGAACGUAGCAGUGAGUUUUUAAGUGUUACCGAAGCGCGUAAAGAAACAGCUAAAAUGAAUAUAAGUGAAAAUUUAGCAAUUGAAGUUUCGCAUGUGUCAUUUGAAGAACCAAAAAAUGAAAAAAUUAACGUACAAAAGUCUCAGUUCGAACAAGCGAAUAUAACCUUAACAACUAGCGUUGCAGCGGAAGUACUGGAAAUAGCUGUUUUGGAAAAGGAACCAGAAACAUUUGAUGUUCCUAUAAUCAAAGACAAGAAAAUGGAGUCAUUAAUGGAAAACUUCGUUUUUUCUAUCGCUGAAAUUACACAGGAAAUUCCUAACGAACCUAGAAACGAACCCAUUGAAGAAAUUAAAACAACAAAUCAAAACGCAACACUUCAAAUUCAAGAAUUUAAUGCAACUGAAGCAAACGUUGUAUAUCCAUCAGAACCGAAAUUCCAAAGUUUAGAAAUAAAGGAUAUCACAGAAAUACAACCCCAAGCUUUAGUAGAACAAACAAACUUUACUGUAGCAGAACAAUUAACUAUAUUACCUGAAGAAACGAGUAAAGAAAUAGAUGUAACAAUAGCGCCAAACCAACAAGCAGAUAUUGCUAUAGAAGAAUUAAAAGCUGCAGAAAUUAUCACAGUGUCUACUGAAGAACCUGCACAUGAAAAUCUCGAAGUUCUCAAAAUCGUUGAGAAGUUACCACAAACUUUAAUGGAAAGUUGUGUCUUAACUCUCGCUGAAGCACAAGCUAUAAUACCUGAAGGACCUAAGGACGAAUAUUUUGAAAUUCCACCUUUAACUACGAAACAAACAAAAAUAUUAACAGAACCUGCUUUAUUAACAAUUGCCGAAUCAAUUGAUGUAUUGCCUGAUGGUCCCAAAGAAGGCGUAUUCAAAGUCACUGAAGCUUCAAAAGAACAGACUCGUAUCGAUCUAGAUGAUUUAAAGCCUCUUCACACGACUACUGUUUUUAUCGAAGAACAACACGAAGAGUUUCAAGUACCACAAGUCGAUCAGAAGAUCCCACAGACAUUAAUGGAAAAUCCAAUAUUGACAAUCCCUAUUUCGCUAGCUAUUUUGCCUGAAGGUCCAAAAGAUGGACCAUUUGAAAUCGAUAGCGUAACAAGUUUAGAACCUAAGGUUGAUUUUGAAGAAUUCAAAGCAGCUGCUGUGACCAUUGUAUUUCCUGAAGAGCCUAAACAAAAGAAUUUAGAUAUCCCUAUAGUCCUUGAAAGACAGCCACUAUCUGAAAUAGAAAGCCCUCGUCAUUCUGUUGCUGAAAUAUUAGCGAUAAUACCAGAAGGUCCAGAAGCUGGUAGUCUUGAACUAAAUAAGAUACCAGAAGAAAAAAUUAAAGUAAAUUUCAACGAAUUACACUCAUUGGAAACAACAAGUACGUCGCUCGGGGAGUCUGUUAAGGAGGAUAUGAUCAUUCAAAAGACAAUUGAAAAAAAGCUUCAGACUCAAAUACAGGAAAUGAAUUUAAAUAUUGCUGAAACGUUAACAAUAACCCCAGAAGAACCCAAAGAUGAAACUUUUGUUGUAAAUAAAACAGUUAAUCAAGAAGCGCGCAUUAAUAUUGAAGAGUUGAAAGCUGCAGAAAGCAAAAUCAUAAUGUUAGAAGAGACUAUAAAUGAAGAUUUAGAGUUACCAGACAUAAAAAAAUCUCUUGAAAAGCAAGUAAAUGUAUCUUUGGUUGAAUCGACUGCUACUAUGGUUGCAGAACAAACAGCUGUUACGGUAGCUAAAGAAGAAACGUUCAAAUUUAUGAAUAAAGUACCAGUGACAGCUACAACACGUGACGUGAAGCUAGAAAUAGUAGAUGUGUCUGAUGAUUCCAGAAGCUUUGAAGACGUAGAUUUGAAUUACACUGUGGAGCUACCUAAAGAACACGAUGAUAAAGUUAAUGAAGUAUUUGCUGAAGCUACCAUCACUAAACAGAAGACACCACCCUUAGAGGUGUUUGCGGAAUACGAAUUUAAUGAAAAGAAAACGCAACAAGACUCCAUCAUAUAUGAAUCUAUAAAACUUUUGAAAAAAAAAAUAUUCAAACAAUCUACGGACGAAAGUUUCAGCUACACGGCUCUCAUCACAGAUGAGGAAUUUAAUAGGAAAGUUGAAGAGGAGCUGAUAAAAAUAAUAUCAACAACCGAAGCAUCAGAAUAUAUAAAAAAUGGAGAUAUUAGUACUUUUUCUUUUUCGUUAGCAUCAUCAGCCCUUACUCCUUUAAUUGAGGAAUACAUGUUUAGAAUUAGAGGUCCAUCGUUGAGGAGAUUUCAAUAUAUAGAUGAUGUUUUUGAAGAAGCAACAUUCAGGCUAAAGUCGAAAUUUCAAUCAUCAACCGUUGAGAACUUUGAUGCAAGUUUAACGUUAAUAUUACAAGAUAUAGCAACAUCACAACUUCAAUCAGAAGUCAUUGAUGUUGAUAUAGAAUCAACGGAAUAUAUAUCUGAAACAGAUAUAAAGAAACAAUAUUUCGAGUCGCAGAAAACUUCCAAGUUAGAUACAAGUGUUCAAGCUGAAAAACAAAGCUUACACACAGGUUUAGCUAUAGCGAGUGCAGCAACGAAGCAAACAAUUGAAACAGGUAUCGACGUUACCGUAUUAGCUAUUGAGGAAGAACCUUUAAUUGAAGCGACCAGAUCGAAAGCAGUUCGAAAGACGAAGUCAAGUAAAAAAUCAGCGAGAGCAGAAACUUCACAAGCUGAAUUGAAAGCUAGUAAACUUGAAGUAUCAGAUGCAAGACACAUCGAAGCCAUGGAGAGCGAAGCGUCUCUACAUUCUCAAUCGCUAGGAGCGAGUAUGGAAGUCAGUAUGGGUAGUCUUAGUAUGGAAAUGAAUCAAGAACAUGAAUCGCACCUACAAGUGUCUAAAAGAAAACAUAUUGAAGCGAGUAGAGUAUCCGCGUCUGCAUCUGACUUCGAUCAUGAAACAAUUAUAUCUAAAGAAUCUGUCACUAAAUCGAAAUCAUUGGAAUCUGACAAGAAACUCUCAAUCAAAACUGACUUGAGAACAAAUGAGGCAUAUGAAGUCACAAAUGGCGAAUCACCAUCACCUCCAUUGUCACCACCAACGCCAUUAACCGAUGAAUAUAUAUUCAGACUCGAAAUUCCACUACCAGAAGAAUGUGAAUUCGUACCCAGGGAUUGUUCUUAUAGUCCUGAAAGCAUAGAAGAUGAAAUUAUAUUGAGGAAUGGUUUAAUACCACAUAUCAUAACUAGAAUCGAACGUAUAAUUUACAGCCCCCCUCUACCAACCCCUCCUAUUUCACCGGAAAGACAAAUUAUACCAAUUUACAGGAAACCGACGCUUAAAGGGGGUUCGGGUGAUGAUAAAACAAUCAACGCAAGCUUUUUUAAAUUUAUACAAAGAAGGUUCUACGAAAUGGAUCAGACGUGUUUAGCUAAUCAGAUCAUGAAAGCAGUGGAUAGCAUGAUCGAUCCAAAUGCGAGUCUGGAACAGCAAGUAGCACAGAUGAAAGCACAACUAGCAGCUCUGUCGCAGCUUCCCAAUCUCAUUCAACAGAAAGUGGAUGCUGUGAGCCGGCAGAUCAGUCAAAUUAGCCAAAUGGAAUACAAAGAAGUUCGUCAAGAGAAAUAUCUGGAAAUUAAUAAAACACCUCAAGAAAGAAUUGUUCAAUUCGAGAAACAUCCAGAAAGUCACAGACAAUCGGUUGAAAUAACAGAGAUUGAUGUACCAGAGAAUGAGUCGACAGGACAGAGAGGUGGAAAGAUGCAAAUAAGAGUGACCAAACCGAGUUUAACAGAAGAUGAGGUAGCGCUCAUGAAGAGAGAAGAAGUGAAGAGAAUGCUGGAGAGUAAGAUGAAGAAAGAGCACAAUAAGGAAUUUAUCCAUCAAAUAAAGGAACAACAACCACAGAUCCAAAACAAACCAACACCUAUGUUCGGACCUGCCCCUCCAGAAAGACCGCUCAUCCUGCCUGGUGGAAGGAAAUGGAAAAAAUCCAGGGAAUACGAUGAGGAGCUGAUCCAGGAGACAUUGACCGCACAAGCGGAAGUCAUAAAAGGAAAUGCGAUUGGAGUGAAUUUCAUGAAAUACCAGAAACCGCCCAAAGGCCUCGACCACUUGCAACAUUCUGAAGUCUACAAAGCGAUACACAAUAUGGACGAAGCGCGUCCGAAGAGAGUUGCUAUGUUGAUGCCUUCCAUCGCUGAAGCUGAUUAUAGAGAGUUGGAAGUGUUGGUGGAUUUUGGCGCGAAUCCAGACGAGAAUGUCGUCAAUAAAACUCUUAAAUAUUUAAACGAACAAGAUGGCGUGAAACAGGCGGUAUUCAAAGAUGGCGCUGUUAUGGUAGAAACUACGCUGCCGAGUUCCGUUAUCCUGGACAUGGUGACGAGGACAUCUGGCAGAAGAUCAGUUCUGCAGGGAUUUGGGGACACUCAGUCGGCGGUGGCGAUGAUAUCCAGCCAGCGAUGCUGCAAACAGCAGGUGUUAGGCGUGAUAAGGUUCCAGCAGAACGAUGGCGGGCCCCUCGUGGGCGACGGCAGCGUGGACGGUCUCGCGCCCGGCCCGCACGGUCUGCACGUCCACGACGCUGGUGAUCUAAGCUUGGGUUGCAAUUCGAUCGGCGACCACUACAACCCGCAUCGCUCCCCGCACGGGGCCCCCUCCGACCCCCCGGACAAGAGACACGCAGGGGACCUGGGGAAUAUUGUCGCUGAUGAUAAAGGCAGAGCGACUUUCAGAAUACUGGACAGCGUGCUUAACAUUUACGACAUCGUCGGCAGAUCAGUAGCGAUCAAGGAGAACGCGGAUGACUUCGGUCGGGGUUCGAGUCCCGCGUCAAAGACUGAUGGGGAUUCCGGCGCAUCAGUAGCGUGUGGUAUUAUAGCAAGAUCGGCGGGAAUAUUCCAGAAUCCGAAACGGAUAUGCGCGUGCGACGGCGUCGUCGUGUGGGAUGAGAAGGACAGGCCGUUGGCGGGAAAAGGACGAAGGGAUAAAUGUUGCCAUAAUGAAAAAGAUCUGGAUAAAGUCAAAGUUUGCUGUAAAGUUUAAAAUAUAAAUUUAUUUAUUUAUUGCUGUCUUAUAUUUUUGCUAUGUGAUUCGGGUUAUUUUAGAAUGUUGCCAGGUUAGGUUUUGGUGUUGUCAGCUUUAAAUUUGUUUUCGUUAUAAUUGUUUCCCAAAUGAAUUAAAUUAAGAUUAUUAUUAUUAAAUUGUUGAUUAAAAAACACAA
Nymphalis io (European peacock) is the source of this 8006-nucleotide messenger RNA. RefSeq lists its product as uncharacterized. Bases 41 to 7828 code for a protein of 2595 amino acids. The record is from RefSeq and is a predicted model, not a curated record. Lineage: Eukaryota; Metazoa; Arthropoda; Insecta; Lepidoptera; Nymphalidae. Gene Ontology annotation, molecular function: copper ion binding. The transcript has 14 exons. Gene Ontology annotation, biological process: removal of superoxide radicals.